This is a messenger RNA of Falco peregrinus (peregrine falcon), 2975 nucleotides long. It is a transcript of the gene CD34, whose product is annotated as CD34 molecule. The record is from RefSeq and is a predicted model, not a curated record. Gene Ontology annotation, cellular component: membrane. NCBI's taxonomy places the organism in Eukaryota, Metazoa, Chordata, Aves, Falconiformes, Falconidae. The transcript has 8 exons. The coding region runs from base 378 to 1505 and encodes 375 amino acids. Gene Ontology annotation, biological process: cell-matrix adhesion.
UUGUAUCCCUGCCUUUGCUUUAACGGGAAAGCCGGCAGCUCUCAGGAAAGAGUUAAGCCCAGGGAGGCUUUGGGAUCCUUUGCUGGGGAGAGGGCUGCUCUUUUGUUUGUUUUGAAGCCCUGGCAGGAAAGUGGGGAGGAGAAAAUUACCUAAGUGAUAGUGAGGUUGCCAUGAACCGGUAUAAAACUGAAAUCAAAUCAGAGAAACUCCACCUCGCAGUCUUGAACCAUAAGCACAACCCCUGAAGAGAAACCCACCCCACCACCGAGUGAUCUCAAAGGCUUGAACUAAACCCAAGCUACAUGAGCUCGGAGCUGCUGCAGGACUGAAAGCCCAAGAGCUGUCACAGCCAGUUUUAGUGGGAGCUGCGAGCAGGAAUGCUGUUCUUGGGAAGUUUAAGAAUAAUGAAGUGGAAGCAGCUUUUCUGGAUUGCGUUCUGUGUUGUGGAGUUGUCCGGCAACGCUUCUGGGAGCCCGACAGACACCCCCACACCAGCAGCCACGGCCACGGAGACGAAAGGCAUCAGCAGCGUGGCAGCCACCACAGCCCCCAGAGCCCCCAGCAGCGCCGAGCCGGCGGCAGAGACGUCUGCUGCUGCCGGGUCCCUGGCAGCCAGCCCCACGGCCCCAGGGCUCAGCAGCAAGCAGACGAGCCCACAGACCAGCCAAGCCCCCACACAGCUGCCAGGCACCCCCCUGGACCCGGACCACACGAGCGGAGGGGUCUCCACCGCCAAGAGCCAAGCAACACAACCCAGCAUGACGGCAGAAAUCCCAGGGUCCACGGCAGCUCUGGUGAGCUCUCCUGCCAGCUCAGAGCAUCCUCUCAUCUCGGCUGCCACCACGUCACUGCAGAUAGCCAGGGACAGCUCCAAGCUCAUCACAUGCCACAAUGUCAAAGAAGUGAGUGACACUGCAGCCAUCUGCUUGCAGCUCAACGAGUCCAACACUUGUAAACAUUUUUUAGAGACGAAGGGAUCGGACUUAUGGAGUGCAAUAUGUGAAGAGAGAACCCGGCCUGUUCCAUCCUCAUCCCCCUGCCAGAUAAAACUCGCUAAAUCUGAAGUGGACCGUGACUGUAUGCUCCUCAUCCUUGUCGGCAAGGGAGAUCCUGAUCAAAAUGUGCUCCAGAAGUCUCACUGGGAAAAGUUUGGAAUAAAAUCCCUUAAACUGGAGACCGUGAGGAACCAUCAGGACUUUUCGCAGAAGACCCUGAUUGCCUUGGUCACAUCUGGACUCAUGCUGGCGUUCCUGGGCUUGGCUGGAUAUUUCCUGAUGAAGCGGCGGAGCUGGAGCCCGGCAGGAGAGAGGCUGGCUGAAGACCCAUAUUACACAGAAAAUGGUAGCCAGGGAAACACGAUGCUGAUGAUGCCCCCCCAAGAACAACCUGAGCUGCAGGAGAAGCCAAACCUCAACGGUGGGACUCAGGAGAACGGGACUGGCCAAGCGUCCUCCAAAAACAGCCACUCUGCCAGGCAGCACAGCCCCGCCGACACCGAGAUGUGACCCGGCAGAGAAGAGCAUCCUUAGCGUGAACUGCAAGGGGAGCAGAGAGACAAAGGAGGGCAAGAGUUUUCUAUGGACAGUUAGGGAUUUGCAGACCUUUUUUUAUUGUUAUUAUUUCUGUGAAGAACUUCAAAAUCAGCCUAAAGCACAUUAAGCACCAGAGCUGCCAAAGACCUGCUUCUCUGCCUCCUCCUGCUUCCCCCAUUGACCACACAAGACACUUUUUCGCAGCUGUUCUCUGCUUUUGUUGUUAGAAGAACAUAAUGAGCAAUGCAAGUGCCCUUAGCCCUGAGCAGCUUUUAAGCAGAGGCAGACUGAAGCUACAGAAGCCUCGAGCCAGACUCCAGACAGCCAAAAUUUUUUGUGGCAGUGUGUUAGGCUGAUUAAAAUAGUUAAAUUGGGAUUUCAGUGACAAAAACCUCUCAGGUUUCAGAUAAUUUUGUUUAACAGAGUUGUUUUUAAUCUCAUCCUUAAGUGCAGGAUUUCUUCCUCUUUUAAGAACAUCACACUUAAUCCCCUCCUUGUGCUUUAGGUUGUCUUUAGUAUUUCCUACUCCAGCAAAAUUUGCUGAAGCUCUGUGAAAAACUUUCCACAUGGAAUUGCAGGCUGAAAUGUGAAUAGACUUCAGAAUUGUUUCCUUUGCAAUCCUACCAGUGCGCAGGUAGCUGUUUUAGAGUAAAAACCUUCCCCAGUCUUUUCACGUCGGGGACUGGAGAGAGUGUUUGACAAGGCAGAGCCAGCAAUCAAUUGCUGGGGUGAGAUGGGGAAGUUUGGAUACCGCUGUCGACAGCUCUGCAGACGCCGGGGGCUGGCAGCCCCACCGCCCACCCUCCCGCCGUGGGGGCUGGUGGCUCGGGUAGGACAUAAAAGAUGCCAAAGAGCUCCCAGCGCAAUGAGUGCUAGUCAGCAACCCGGCUCUGCUGCGAGCGCCUCUCCCUCUGCAUCAGCAGUGGGUACACAAACAAAAAAUUGUAUUUUCGCUUUGGUAAGUGAAGGCCAACACCAAAAUCCCAACAGCAGCAGCAGGUCCUACCUCGUGCUGCAGUGGUGCUGCGCCCGAGGCCCAGCGGUGCUGCCAGCUGCAUCGUGCAGCUCAGUGAGAGCAUCCUCCGGUGAGAGCCAGGGACCAGGGGCAGGUUUGUGCUCAGCCCUGAGCAAGUGCAGCUCAGUUUUGGGGAGCCAGAGCUGUGGGUUUUGCAAGCCUGGUGUUGGCGAUGAGGCUGCAGUUCAGCAGACGCUGGUCAGACCACAAUCUCUGCUGGCGGCAGCAGCGACCUCCACAUCCAAAAUAAGGACAAAAAUGGCCCCUGGAGCUGAUCUACCUUCUCACUAGUGGAUUUAUUGCAACCUUUUCUCAGUGCUGAACACCUGAGGGGAAGGCUUUUUUUUUUUUUUUCUGGUACAGCAAUGUCCGUCAUUAUCUGGGGCUGUUUUAUGAGCGCAAGAGUCAUUUAAACAUGGUUUAAAAUA